CCAACAACAAAAAAUAUGAAAUAUAUUUUGGUAACUGGUGGCGUUAUCAGUGGUGUCGGCAAAGGGGUCAUUGCCUCAUCAUUUGGUACCCUGUUGAAAUCGUGUGGUUUGGAUGUAACAUCCAUUAAAAUCGAUCCAUAUAUAAAUAUAGAUGCCGGUACCUUUUCACCCUAUGAACAUGGUGAAGUCUAUGUCCUGGAUGAUGGCGGUGAAGUCGAUUUGGAUUUAGGCAACUAUGAACGUUUCCUGGAUGUCACGCUGCACCGUGACAACAACAUUACCACGGGUAAAAUCUAUCAAUUGGUGAUUGAAAAGGAACGCAAGGGUGAAUAUUUGGGCAAGACUGUGCAAGUCGUCCCCCACAUCACCGAUGCCAUACAGGAAUGGGUUGAACGCGUUGCCGAAACCCCUGUCCGUGGUGAUUCCAAACCCCAGGUGUGCAUUAUCGAAUUGGGUGGCACCAUUGGUGACAUAGAGGGUAUGCCUUUCGUCGAAGCUUUCCGUCAAUUCCAAUUUCGUGUAAAACGUGAAAAUUUCUGUUGUGCUCAUGUCUCCCUGGUACCUUCACCCUCAUCGACGGGUGAACCAAAAACUAAACCCACACAAAGUUCAGUGCGGGAGUUGAGAGGUUUUGGUUUAAGUCCUGAUUUAAUUGUAUGCCGUUCAGAGAAACCUAUUGGUUCAGAGGUUAAGGAGAAAAUUUCGAAUUUCUGUCAUGUGGCACCCGAUCAGGUCAUUUGUAUACAUGAUUUGAGUUCCAUUUACCACGUUCCACUGCUGAUGGAACAAAACGGGGUGAUUGAGUUCUUAAAUGAGCGUUUGCAGUUGAACAUACAACCUAGCAAGAGAGAAAAAUGCCUACAAAAAUGGAAGGACCUGGCCCGCCGUUCAGAAACCUUACGCAAAACUGUCAACAUUGCCUUGGUGGGCAAAUACACCAAAUUCAAGGAUUCCUAUGCCUCGGUGAUCAAGGCUUUGCAACAUGCCGCCCUGGCUGUGGGCUAUAAUCUCAAUUUGAACUUCAUUGAUUCCAGCCUGCUUGAAAAUGAAACCCUGCAGGAUGCCCCUUCCAAAUACCACAAAGAAUGGCAGCUGUUGUGUGAAAGUGAUGGUGUCCUCGUUCCCGGUGGUUUUGGUUCCCGUGGCAUUGAGGGCAAAAUUAAGGCUUGUAAAUGGUGUCGUGAAAAUCGCAAACCCUUCCUGGGUAUCUGUUUGGGUCUGCAGGCUGCUGUUAUUGAAUUUGCCCGCAAUGUUUUGGGCCUGGAGGAUGCCAAUACCACAGAAAUUAACCCUAAGACAUCGAAUCCCUUGGUAAUUGAUAUGCCGGAACAUCACACAGGACAAAUGGGUGGUACCAUGCGUUUGGGUAAACGUACCACAAUCUUCUCGGAGGAGCCAAGCAUUAUUAAGCAAUUGUAUGGAAAUCCCAAGAGUGUAGAUGAACGUCAUCGACAUCGUUAUGAAGUCAAUCCCAAAUAUGUACCCCAAUUGGAGGAGCAAGGUUUGCGCUUCGUGGGCUGUGAUGAUACCAAGCAGCGUAUGGAGGUUAUUGAGCUGAGAAAUCAUCCCUAUUAUGUGGGUACACAAUACCAUCCGGAAUAUUUGUCACGCCCUCUGAAACCCUCACCCCCAUUUUUGGGUUUAAUAUUGGCUUCCGUGGGACGUUUGCCGAAUUACAUUGCCCGAGGAUGUCGUCUAUCGCCUCGGCAACAAUCCGAUGCUUCUUCGGAUGAAGAUGAUUUACAAAUUACGGCAAAAAUAAAUAAUUUGAAAUUAAAUGGAACCGGCAGCAGCACUUUCCUUACACCCAAUGGUCGAGGAGCGGCGGAAUUGUUUUUAAAUGGUGGUGGUGGCACCACCUCAGCUGAGGCUUCGGAUACAGAAAUGGGUAGCAAAACUCCUCUGAAUGGUGGUCUUUAA
Molecule: messenger RNA, 1920 nt
Organism: Musca vetustissima
Lineage: Eukaryota; Metazoa; Arthropoda; Insecta; Diptera; Muscidae
Gene: Ctps
Product: CTP synthase
Exons: 4
Coding region: 16-1920 (634 amino acids)
Biological process (GO): CTP biosynthetic process; pyrimidine nucleobase biosynthetic process
Cellular component (GO): cytoophidium; cytoplasm
Molecular function (GO): CTP synthase activity; identical protein binding
Source: RefSeq, a predicted model, not a curated record